AAGCAAACGAGUGUGAUAUAUUCGUCUCGCACCAUCUUUCCUUCCACCCAUUCGUCCCAACCACCCUCUCCCCCCCCCACCGUCCUCCCUUUCCCCCUUAUUUGCCCACAGCACAAGAGCAACCUCGUCUCUCCAUCUUUCACGGGAGAUCAAGCUUUUCGGAGCUGUAGCACGCAUCCCCUCCGUGGCUUUUGUGCUGGAUUUGGAGUCUUUGGGAGUUUGAGGGGCCGAGCGGUUGGGUUCGUUUUGUUGCUGUGGUGUGUCCUGUGACGUACAGUGGUGUGUCCUGUGACGUACAGUGGUGUGUCCUCCCGAGUGGAGAGGGGAAGGAGCGAGACCUCCCUGCCGGAUGGCUGUGUUGUAGGUGGGUACUGCAGAAGGAAAGCGAGAUAGGGCUGGACGAUGAUGACAAAUGGUACCUCCUCGUUUGGUCUAUCAUGUUAUCGGCACGUUUGGCGUGCUGAGGGAGGUAGGCACCACAAGUGAAAUAGAAAAGGAAUUGUAUCGGGCAGCAGGGGUAGGUGUUCCCACAAGCUUUUCGGGUUGAAGCUUAGGCAGCUUAGCGGCUCUAUCAAUGAUUGUGAGUGGCGAUGAGGUGGACGGGGUGUCGAGUUCCAGGCAAAGGACCAUAGUCGCGGGCCGGGUGGUGCAGGAGCAGAGUGAUCAAGGAAUCUAGAUGCAGAGGGGAUAGAGAGAAGGUGGUGUGUAUGAGGUUUCUGCCGCUGCCCCCAUUUAGCAUUGGGGAGAAGAAGGAAGAGUGACAGAGGUCAAGGGACGAGGAUCGAACUCUCGUCGGUGGGAGACUGCGUAUGCGAAGUCAGCAAUCCAAGUCUGCGAGGCGUUCUGUGUCAACGACACACGGAGAUCUGUGGCGUGGCACGCACGGGAUACUGUCCCGACCCCCAUCGCUAACUGGCGCCCGGAAUCCGUCGGGAUCCUUGUGAAUGAGGAAGGAGAGGAGAUAGGCGAUAAUAAAAAAAGGAGAUUCUCCGGAAAAAAACUCGGAAGAGAGAACAAUCGAGGAACGAGUAAUGGGAGGGGAGGGAAAACGGAAGGAGGUGGCGGCUGAACAGUAAGGUAAAGCGUGAAGGGCGACGAGGAAGAGGAGGAGGAGAGGAAGCGGAAGAGGAGGAAGAAGAGGAGGUAGAGGAGGAAGAAGAGGAGGUAGACAAGGAGGAAGAAGAGGAGUUGGUGGGAUUGGUGGUCCAGAAGGGUUGGCGACUCUACGUGAACGAUAUAAGGAGGAGGGGACUUGGCGUGAGGAAGGUUCGUAGUGCUUGAACCGACAAAACUGUCUUGAACCCACAAAACUGUCUUUGCUUCUCUUUUGUGGGGCCACCACUGUUUGGAGUCGCGACGGAAGCCAGCGCGCCUGUGUCAUGGCGAUGCCUAUGGUGUUUAUUCCAUUCGAUUUUUGACGGGGGUUCUCUCUGCGUACCGCUCUUAUCGGACGGGAAACACGAGAGAGAGAGAGAGAGAGAGAGAGAGAGAGAGAGAGAGAGAGAGAGAGAGAGAGAGAGAGAGAGAGAGAGAGAGAGGAUGAGGUGGUGAGGGUGAGGAGGGCGGUGGCGGGAAGGAGGGGUGAGAAGAAGGAAGGGAAAAGAAGGGUGAGCGGUGGAGGUGAAGGGGCGAGAAGAGUGGGGUGGAGGUAGUUCACGAAGAGGGAAGGGAGAAAAAAAGGAGGGGGUGGGGAGGGAGAAGGUUCCUCUCUGAAGGAAAAAGUUUGGGUGGACCUAGCCGGGGUUCCGAGCGCAUGCACGCGUGGAGUGAACCCUUCGCUACGGGCAUAUCUCGGCAUGCUCCAAAGCGUGAAAAAGAAGCUGGGCGGUGGGCGGAAGACGUCUGUGAAGGCGGAUGCCUCAAGCACCAAUGCAGCUGAUGCGGCGUCCUCCACCAGUACUCCCUCUACUGCGAGAAGAGAUUCUUCUUCCGCUGCUGGAAAUAGGACUCAAGCGGCUGUUGGCGCGAUCAACAAGGCUGCCGUUGUCCCGGGAGCCCCCGCGGGCCCCGGUCGGGGAGCUCCGUCGAAGGAUGGCCCCAAACCAUCCUCUGCCGGCGGGCUAGGUUCGGGAUCGGGUUUGGGUGUAGGCUCGGCAGUAGGCGGCGGCGGCGGCGGCGCCGCCGCACUUGUCGGCCCCAGUACUCCUAAUAGCAUCGCCGCUGCUUUCGCAGACCCCCUUCCCUCUUUCCGCGACGUCGCCGCCUCCGAGCGUCAGAACUUGUUCAUCAAGAAGCUUCAUCUCUGCAGCUAUGUCUUCGACUUCACUGAUCCUAAGAAACAUGUUCGCGAGAAGGAGCUCAAGAGGGCCACUCUUCUUGAGCUUGUCGAUUAUGUUAAUUCCGGCACGGGGAAAUUCAAUGAAGCCGUCUUUGAAGACAUCACCAACAUGCUCGCCGCCAAUCUCUUCCGCUCUCUCCCUCCGUCCUCCCACGAGAACUCGUCAACUGACAACUUUGACCCAGAAGAAGAGGAGCCGUCGAUGGAACCCGCGUGGCCCCACCUCCAGAUCGUGUACGAGUUCCUCCUAAGAUACGUCGUGUCGAACGAGACUGACGCCAAGGUGGCUAAGAAGUAUAUCGAUCACGGCUUCGUGUUGAGGCUGUUGGACCUGUUUGACUCGGAAGACCCGAGGGAGAGGGAGUACUUGAAGACGAUUUUGCACAGGAUAUACGGGAAGUUUAUGGUGCAUCGCCCGUUCAUUAGGAAGGCGAUUAAUAACAUAUUUUACAGGUUCAUUUUCGAGACCGAGAGACAUAAUGGGGUCGCGGAGUUGCUUGAGAUAUUGGGCAGCAUUAUCAAUGGCUUCGCGCUGCCGUUGAAGGAGGAGCAUAAGUUGUUCCUUGUCAGGGCAUUGCUUCCACUGCACAAACCGAAGUGCGUGGCCAUCUAUCAUCAGCAACUGUCCUAUUGCAUCACCCAGUUCGUGGAAAAGGACUGCAAGCUGGCAGACACCGUCGUUAGGGGAUUGCUAAAGUAUUGGCCGGUAACGAACAGCCAGAAGGAGGUGCUCUUUCUGAGUGAGCUGGAGGAGGUUCUGGAGUUAACGCAGCCGGCGGAGUUUCAGAAAUGCAUGACGCCGCUUUUCCGCCAGAUUGGUCGCUGCCUAAACAGCUCUCAUUUUCAGGUGGCUGAGCGUGCCUUGUUUCUCUGGAACAACGAUUAUAUUGUUAACCUUGUCAUUAACAAUCGCGAAACCAUCCUUCCGCUCAUCUUCAAGCCUUUGGAAACAAAUGCUAGAGGACAUUGGAACUCUGCAGUACAUGGGCUGACUUGUAAUGUGAGGAGGAUGUUUAUGGAGAUGGACCCGCCGAUGUAUGAUGAGUGUCAACGACAGUUUCUCGAAGAGGAGGCGAAGGCGAAGCAAGAGGAGGAUAAACGGAUGAGUGCCUGGAAGCGGCUUGAACAGGUUGCGGCAUCCAAGCCGGCUGUUGUGGCGCCUCCAUUGGCAAAUAAUGUAGGUGUUGGGACACAGAGAACGGCGGUAGGAUGAUCGGAUCGGUAUUGGAGGAUUGAGACGGUCUCAUGGUUGCUGCCAAGUCCAACCUAGGGAGAGAAGAUAUGGAGCAUGUGUUGGGAAAGGCGAAAUGCAAGCUAGCGAUGGAUAUGAUGGGCGUGGCGUGGCUGCAAGGAAUAGUGUCGGCAAGAGUUGAUGUCAGAGGGGAAGGAGGGAAUCUUGCUUUUGCUGGGAUUUUACCUAUGUUAGGCUCUGUGGGCUGGCAAGUGGCAGCUGGUUGUUGGGGUAGUACCGAAGACAAAGAGAUGCAAAGUUCGUCUCCCUUGUGUCGUGCAUGCUAUAGGCAGUGAGGGGACGGGCGCAAUCUUUUCCGUUUGCCAAUGUCAGCAUGGAGCAAGAGCUCGCUGGGUGAUUGAGAUAUUUUUCUCUGUAAAAAGGAACACAGGCCGAGGGGGGGGUGCGGGGUGGAGAAGGACCCAAGAGAAUUUGGGCCGUGAAAAAGACUAGUCAACGAGCACCUACUUGCAGAGAGGGUGGAAGAAUGGAUGAAAAAAGGAAAGACUAGUGAGCAAAUGUCUAACCGGCAGGUACUUGGAUGGGAUGAUCUUCACCUGUGCGAUUGGAAAAAAAAGGACGAGUAUGUUGACGUGAGCAGUGUUCUCGUGAAGAAUUUGACAGCACCGAGAACUUAUUGACUAGGCAAAGUGAAAGGACAGUUGGGCUUGGUGCCUGUGUUAUCGCGAAAGGAGGGUAUAAGGGCUUGGGGUGAUGGGCUCGAGCGAGAGAGAGAGAGAGAGAGAGAGAGAGAGAGAGAGAGUCCGAAGCAUGUGUGCUCUGCCAGCUGAGUCAUUGUGGCAGGCAGUGCAGUGAAAUCACUGAAAUGUAAAUUGGUUGUUGCUAUGUUUGGUCAGCAUCUCUCAGUAACCUCUUUACAUUGCUCCCUAUGCGAUGUGCCCGCCCAUUUUCGUAGAUGUGUAAAGAGACCAGAGUAAUUGUUUCUCGUUCGGUGCGCUUGUUGUUGGAGCUUUUGGGGUUCACCACGCCAGCCAGCCAUCCAGCCGGCAAUCGGGUACUACCUCUCUUCUGGACUCCUCUGCUGCCAAACGUUUCUCCUUGCUGCAUGUUCCCGAGUUUCCUGAUCUUUCAUUCAUUUAACUGCCAGUGAUGAUGUCAUGUUCCACCAAUGGAUGCAUGGGUGCUGCUUUGCAAAGAUCUAUGUAUUGUUCUCUUGCAUAUCUGCCAAAUUUGGUUAGGCUGUGUCUUAUCCAUGGGCCAUUAGGAAAGCCCCUUCCCUGUUUCUAUCCAUGGAUGAUCGUCAAGAACCGUGACUGUCGUGGUCAUGUCUUGUGCACGGCAGCAGCUGACAGUAUGAUUGGUCAGGUGUAUAGCAGUGGCAAGUGGAUGGUGAUAGGGUGGAAAGAACGAGGAGGAGGGCCAUGCAAGAGAGGGAGAGAGAGAGAGAGAGAGAGAGAGAGAGAGAGAGAGAGAGAGAGAGAGAGAGAGAGAGAGAGAGAGAGAGAGAGUUGGGUAUUGGGCAAUGGCAUGUGGCAGAAGUUUGUGUACGGAGAGGGAGCAGAAGAGGAGGGGGGGAGAGAGGAAGGGAGAAUGUGUGGAAUCAAUCUGCAUGGGGAUUGACAAUACUGCCCGUCUUCCCAAGUUUAUCUUGUCUGGGAGGUAGUGGAAUACUAUUUUGAGACGGACCAGAAUAUUUUUCUCCUGUAGUGACUUGUUUUGAGAGUCUGAGCAGAAUCUCUCUCUACUGUAGUGAGUUCUUGAAAGUUGUUACGUGGGGUCGGAUGGACAUGAAGAAUUAUGGAAUCAGGGGGGAAGCAUAUUUCAUCGAGAAGUGGGUUGAUGGUUCUUUCUACGAACGUGUAUGGACAAGUGGGCAUCCAUGCUGGCUGUGAAGUGGGAAUAAGGAAAGCCCAUGUUACGUCUGUACAGAAAGCAUGAGAAGAUGGUUAUGCGGUUUGGUUGGCUUUCUCUUGCCCUUGUUUAUUCCGCUCUGUAUCGCCCUUCUUCUUGUUUACUGAUCAGCCUCCUGUGGUACUUCACCACCAUGCGAAGGGGAGCAUUGUGCUACGGCGAAAGCUUGACAUCUCUGAGGCAUUUGUCCUUAUCUUCGGUGCUCUCUGCCUUUUGAUGGGUGUAACUUUCAGUUUUGGAAUAGUUAUGUCUGUCAAAUUAACUGAUUCUUGUUCAGCUUGGUGACGGCUUUUCCGGAAUUGAGUAUGUACUAUCUACGAUGUGGAGCUGGCCGCAGCGUUGUUUCCGGAAUGUGGUUGGGCAUUUCUUUGGCGUUAGCGAGCAGUGAGGGCACACCAGAGGGCACGCCGGACCUAAUGGCCCGCGGAGUUGUGUCUCGGGUGUCAGUAUGCGUUGGGCUGCGCUUGGGUGCAUUCGCAAGACCACUGCGUGUCCUCCCUGUAUGCAAGCGGCGGCGCACAGCCAAACCGUCAUCGGCGGUCGGGUGAGACUUGUGCUGAAAGCCUGAGGUUGCAUGGUGGCAGAGUGUAGAGAAUCCUGCACAAACGACAAUAGGGUCUGCCGGUGUGGCAUGGUUUUACUUCCAUCCAACUACUCUCGCUGAAAAAUGCACGCCUACAAGUGAUUUGGGCGGGCUUGGAGGGACAUAUCUAUUAUGGUGGUUGCGAGUGCUGCAAUUUUUGUUGAUGCGUUAAUUGUUACUGCAGAGAGUCCAGGAUGCGAGUCUGAACCCUGUUUUUGGAUGUAAUUGUGGCAAGGAGUGAUGGGCACAGGUGAAAGGGAAAGAAAGGGGGGAGCGUGAUGAAGUUAUGUGGUUAUUAUUUUGAUUGUGCGACAUUGGCUGUGUGCAGAUUUGGAGAGGCCUGAGACGGGGCAUGGAGUAAAGUGGUCUGGUAAUGUUGCCUUUGCGAGCGAAAACUUCUGAGAUGAUGUUGCAUCUGGUACGGCAGCAGCAGGGUGAACCCCACCCACCAACAACGGGCCAUAGUGCCGCCCGUGUGCGUAUGUACCCUCCAGCUUUCAGGGCUAUAUUCGUUUAUCACAAACUGUGGUUGGCUUUCUUUGAUAUAUCUUUUUCUGUGAUUGCCCCUCCUCCUUGCUUGUGUCUCCGUUAGACAGCAUACAUGUCGACCUUCUGCUCCAUCGCAAAAAGGACUGCUGGGGGAAAAGGCGGAUGGCACGUCUGUUUGAUCACAAUCUCCUCUUUAAUAUCUUUCAGAUACGUAAUUUCUGCCGCCAAGCUUUCAAGCUUUUACACUCUAUAUGAAAUUUAUUCGGGAUCUCUCUCUCUCUCUCUCUCUCUCUCUCUCUCUCUCUCUGUGUCGGUCUUCAGCUUCCAGUGAUUACUGCUGCUGCAGACAGGAACCAAGUAUGCUGCAUCAGCUGCAACGGUAGCUGGAUAGCAGACCGGUUGCUUAUGGUUUAAGAUUGGGCACCUUAAUGUGGCAAGUAUAUUGUUGUCUUCUAAACGUAACAAAUUUGCGGUUGGAGU
Chara braunii is the source of this 6933-nucleotide messenger RNA. The record is from the annotation of a GenBank genome assembly. Lineage: Eukaryota; Viridiplantae; Streptophyta; Charophyceae; Charales; Characeae.